Molecule: messenger RNA, 2207 nt
Organism: Nematostella vectensis (starlet sea anemone)
Lineage: Eukaryota; Metazoa; Cnidaria; Anthozoa; Actiniaria; Edwardsiidae
Product: biotin--protein ligase
Exons: 8
Coding region: 253-2085 (610 amino acids)
Biological process (GO): protein modification process
Cellular component (GO): cytoplasm
Molecular function (GO): biotin--[biotin carboxyl-carrier protein] ligase activity
Source: RefSeq, a predicted model, not a curated record
AUAAAUAUUGCGGAAUGUAAACUAUCUUUCCCGUAAAUUCAAGAUUUUCUUCGCACCCUAUUCUCUGAUUACGACCUAAAUAUAACAAUAGGGAGAAUUCAAGUCAAACUUUCAGACUUCCUAGCUAUGAGGGUUUUUCCUGCAAUGAAUUUUGUGUAAAAGCAGGUUUUCUGUUCAUUCAUGACGUCACAAUAUUCCAGAGCUGUCAAUUUAAUCCAAGUUUUCCCGCCGUGAAAACCUCGCACUCUUUGGAUGGCUUUCCUUGGCGCUGCCUGGAUUUCAGGAUUCUAUCUCACGAGUCUGUCCCGGCGUAGCCUUACGAAGUAUUUGCAUCGACCGGUAGCACAUACGAUUUCUACCCAAACACGUCGUGUUGAAUCGAACACGAGUAAUGUCAGAAUUAAGAAUGUUUCUAUCAAGCCUCCAAACAUUUUGGUCUACACUGGUACAAAGGAUAGCAAUGGACUUAAAUUUCACAUGAUCAGAGACAAUUUACAGGAUACUUUAAAUCGAGACAGCUAUGUGAUAUAUAAACUAGAAGAUAAUCAUAUUGAAGAACAACCUUGGUCAGAGAACUCUGAACUUCUUGUUAUUGAUUCACACGAAGAGAUGAGGACACCAGUUUUUCAAGCUAUUUAUCAGUAUUUGAUGAACGGCGGAAAGGUGCUUAGUCUGUCUAUGACACCUCAGCUUUGUAGCGCGAUUGCAGGGUUGACGUUAAAGCCACACCCAGAGCAUAGCCAUGUGUGGCGUAUCAAAGUGGGGACUAGCGGCAUGUCAUCAGAUGACAGUGUAGAAAUGCAAUGUGAACCUUUUUAUUUUGAAGUUUCAAAGCAUACCAGCAUUGACUCAGUGGCCAUUGAUCCUCAUUCUGGUCACCCUGUGCUUGUGAAGUCCUGUGAGGGUCUAGGGAUAGCUGUACUGAGCGUGCUUCAUCUGUUGCCUGGUUACCUGUCUCCGCAGCAUCCACCCAAAAAUCAACUGUUUAUUUCUGUUCUGAAAAAAUUGGGGAUGAAAUGCCAACACCAGGAACCACCAAAACUAACACCAGCUUUCAUGUUCACAGAAGAAAAGAACAGGACUAUGCUGAUGCAAUCUCUAAAGCCUAAGCUAAAAGAUGGUCUUUGUAGAGGGCAGGAUAUCUCUCUUUUAUUUUGCCCAAGCAGCGAUGACAGUGAUUUCAACAUACCACCUACCACAGCUGACACCCUCCCUGUUGUCAUAUCAAAAGAUGGAGAUGGGUGUAGCUUUGACUGGGAGACCUAUCGAAGACACCUCAAAACGCGCAUCCUUGGUCAGAUAGUUAUAUACACCGAUGUGGUUCAGUCUACUCAUUCAAUAUUUGAGGGCAAUCAAAGCUUUAUUCACUCAAUCCCAGAUGAGGCUGGUGUAAUAGUUGUUGCUAAGCAGCAGAUAAGUGGGAAAGGGCGUGGUGGGAAUGCUUGGUUGUCUCCAGUUGGCUGUAUGAUGUUCUCAUUGGAAGUUAAAAUCCGUUUUAGCACGGAGCUUGGCUCACGUCUCCCAUUCCUGCAGCACAUUGCAUCCUUGUCUUUUGUGGAGGCUGUCAGAACAAUUCCUGGCUAUGAGGAAAUCAAUGUACGACUCAAAUGGCCUAAUGACAUUUACUACGGCAAGGAGUCAAAGUUAGGUGGGGUACUGGUGACAUCAUCUAUUACUGGAAACACUCUUCAUGCCGUUGUUGGGAUGGGUAUCAAUAUUUCAAACAGCGAACCAACUACUUGCAUCAAUGAUAUAAUCAGAGAAUACAAUACCAGUCACAACACCAUCUUGUCACCAAUCUGCCUGGAAAUGGUGUUGGCCAGGACAGUGAACUGUAUGGCGAAGCUGAUCAGUGAGUUCCAGGAACAUGGAAAAGGUCCCUUCCUGGAAAAGUAUUACAAGAGAUGGCUUCACAGUGGAUCAAAAGUGAGUAUCAAUUUUGGAAAGCCUGAGAGUGGUACCAUCAUCGGACUGGAUGAGUUUGGGUUCCUCUCAGUGGAGAAGGACUCAGGGGAGGUGUGCUCUGUGCAGCCAGACGGAAACACUUUUGACAUGUUGAAAAAUCUGAUUCAAGUCAAGGGAUGAACUCAUAUUCAAGAAUAUGGAAUACAUAUUAUGUCCUAAGAUUGCGUUGGGAAAACUCAUUAUUUAUUCAGGAUCUGGGCAUAGAUGAUCCUUAACUGAUUAAAUCAAUCAUUUGUUUUGCA